AUGUGUAGCUACUCAAAAGUCGAAGAGUGUAUUCGCGACCCGGCUCUAGUGCGAGAACUGGGUGUCCUUAUUCGAGCACCUGGCCGUUGCGUAGCUUUUGACUCGGCCUACGUGGCCGUCACAACUCCGAGCGCCGCAAUUCCUAAUCGAUAUUACCCAACGUCUGUCAAUAACGCCUAUGAUGCUGGACCAUCGGCCAGGGUGACGAUAUGCUCUGUUGCACAGAGUCCCAGUACACGGGGCUGUCCGCACAGUCCCGAUAACAGUCUCUUUCUUGACGUCAACGAAGUUCGUAUCAUGGAAGGCGAUGAUGAGCAUCCUGAUACGGUAUUUCCUGCAAUUGAACAACUCACAUACUAUGUAGGCAAUGACUGGAUUCGUGACAUAUAUGACUUUUGCAAAGACGACAGCUCUUUUUCACUGCUGUGCAAUCCCAAUCAGAAUUGUCACGAUGGCUUUGGCCUGAUGGACUUUAUGGGAAGAUACUCUUUCAAUAGUAUUGGCUCUCCGCUUCAGAUAAACGUGACGACUAUGGACAAAUUACCAGAAGAGAUGCAAACGACUAAGUUUUGUCACUGUGACAGCCUAAAUAUGACUAAUUGUAUUCUUCCCAUGAACGAACAAAUGACAUCUUGUAUUGGCGUCUGCGGCUCACUGUGCGCCAUAAGCCCCAAUGAUGAUCGAACGUACAGCAAGUCUUGCUACGGUGCUAUCGAUACUGUGACUUCGGAUACUGAAGUCACUGGUCCUGAUUCGACAUGGGCCGACCUUGACAUUUUCCUGGCAUCGAACCUUCGUGUGAUCAAUUGGAUGCCACUCAACUACAUACUUGCAACUUUGGGUGCAGUCGUUUCCCUGUUUCUCACUGUGGGCUUCAUUGUUGCUGCCUAUCGCGAGCGUAGAUUGGACACGUCAGAUUCACACACCGGCACACCUCACAUUGGAUCGUACACAUCCGAGGCCUACGGGCAUUCCAGCACUGAACGCUUGAGUUUUAUGGACGAACUCAUGACAAAAAAGUUUCGUCUUUGGGCUGUCUUUGUCUCGACGGACAACCAGCCAAAAAAGAUCAUUCUGAUGAUUUGUUGCGUCAUCGCAAUUUGCGUCUUCGGCUUUUACAAUAUUGAGAUCGAAACCGAUCCGAUCAAAUUGUGGGUGUCUACGUCGAGUACUUCAUAUCAGGAGCGUCAGCAUUAUGGUGAGCUGUUUAACCCAUUCUACCGCAUUGAGCAGGUGAUUAUGGUGCCCAAGGAUGGAGGCACUAUUUACCGCUCUUCGAUUCUGAAGGAGGCGAUUCGCAUACAAAAUGCAGCGGCGGAUGUGGUUUAUACUUCUGCUAAUGAUGAAGAGAUAGUAACCUUGGACGAUAUAUGCUGGAAGGCAACUGGCACAGGCUGUACUGUCAACUCGAUCACUCAGUACUUUCAAAACAACAUGGAGCACUUCGAAUUUUAUGAAAAGUACGGCUUCGAGAUGGCGCACUUCAGCAACUGUCUCUACUCUCCAACAACGUCAGAUGUCGCACUUUGUACAGACCUGAAAAGUGUAUUGGAUGAUGGUGAUUCCCUUCCAUCUACAAUGAGCGAUUGCCCAUGUUUGUCGGCUUUCGGUUCUCCCAUGAACUUGUAUAAUACGUACCUUGGUGGGUUUCCUGAUGGUGCAGAAAGCAAUAACACGCUGUUUUUAGAUUCAGUGGCGCUUGUUUCGUCAUACUUAAUCUACAAUUAUGCUGACGACGCCAAGAAUGAUCCUGCAAUCAAGUGGGAGCGUGAGUACAUUAAAUCGAUGAAGAACGAGGCGAAGUCUAACACAGUGUUUAAUGUGUACUUUUUUGCUGAAAUCUCGGUUCAGGACGAGGUGGAUGCCGAAUCGAGCAACGGUAUGGGCCCCGUGGCGCUGAGUUACUGCUUGAUGAUUAUUUACAUUUCGCUCGGAAUUAAUCGUAUCAAGUUUAGCCGUGACUUUUUCAUAACAUCAAAGAUUGUGGCUGGCUUUUGUGGAGUGAUGUGUAUAGUCUGUGGAGUGGCGUCGACCAUCGGACUGUACAUGUGGUUUGGAGUCAAGCUCCAACUAAUCAUAAUGGAAGUAGUCCCUUUCCUAUCGCUUGCAAUUGGUGUUGAUAACAUCUUUCUCCUUAUCCACGCGAUGAGCGAGACGGAAGAUAGACUUCGACGUGAGAAGCCAGCUUUAUUCGUUGGUCUCGAGCAAAAGCCUAAGGCAAUUGAGCAAUUAACCACAACCAUCGUAUCCGAGAGUCUGGCGUACAUUGGCCCUAGUAUCUUUAUGGCCUCUGUGGCUGAAUCUGUGGCAUUUGCGUUCGGCUCAAUCUCAGCAAUGCCAGUUGUACUGUGGUUCGCAGCUAUGGCGUCUUGUGUCGUAGCAGUCAACUUUUGCUUUCAGAUGACCUUAUUCUUGUCAAUUCUCGUUCUAGACAAGCGCCGUGAGUUGAGCGGCAAGUACGACAUCAUUUUCAAGCGCUCGUCAGCAGCACCAUUAGCAUCAGCGGGUGGUCUUCAGACUCAGCAAACAGCAGCUCCUCUCGUGUCAUUGGAGUCCAAGACUCCUGGACCCGACGAAGCCUGCCGUUCGGUGACACCGGAAGAUCGCACACUAACUAAUUAUCUGGAUUAUUGUGUGGACACUUACGCAUCCGCCUUGACUAUUAAACCUGUCAAGCUGAUUGUGCUAUUGGCGUUUCUAUCAUGGACUUUGUGGUCAAUCUAUUCAAUACAGUCGUUGGACCAAGGGCUUCCACAGAAAGAAGCAAUGCCGUCUGACUCUUACAUGAUUGAAUACUUUGAUGCGCUGGACGUGUAUCUCGCAACUGGUGUACCUGUGUACUUUAUUGUUGAAGCGGGCUACGGACGAAAUCCAAGCACGUGGACACUAAACGAGGAGGCCGUGGAAACAAUCUUCUGCAAGUCAAAGGAUAUAUGUGACACCUAUUCGAUUCCUAACAUCAUGAAUGCACUGGCCAACACCGGCGACAAGGCUGUCACUCACAUCAGUCCCGGUUCAUCAUACUCGUGGAUGGACGAUUUUUGGGGCUUUGUUAAUCCUGACAGCGAGUGUUGUCGUGUGAAUUCCGACGGUGCAUACAUUCCAAUAAAGAGCGGAAAUGAUACGUAUGCGACUCUGCGGUCAGAAGCCGAUACAUGCCUGACGACGUCUGUAACCGUACCACCUGUACCAGAAGAUCAGUACAUGUCGCUUUUCAGCAUGUUUGCAACAGCUAGUGCCGGCUCUUCGUGCUCGUAUGGUGGAGGCUCCAUUUAUCGAGGACAGUUUAGUAUAGACAACAAACCGAUUCCAACGGUCACUGCUUCUACACAGGCGGUAAAGUUAAACAACGGAGGCUUCGGUGAAGAAAUCACAGCUUGGUCAUAUAUGGUGACAGGUACGUCAAACCCGACUCAACAGCACUAUAUCGACUCGUACAAACAAAACCUUGCUGCAGCCGAGUGGAUUAGUGAGAAGACUGGCGUGGAUGUCUGGGUAUACUCGCUCACGUAUGUGUACUUUGAGCAGUACUUGACCGUGAUCGAAGACGCCUACAGACUAAUCGGUCUUGCGCUCGCCGCCAUUUUUGUGGUCACAAUGGUUUAUCUGGGCAGUAUCUAUUAUGCGUUGGCAAUCGCACUGAUGGCUACAAACCUAGUUGUUCUUGUGCUGGGACUGAUGCAGCCAAUGGAAAUUAUGCUCAAUGGAUUGUCGAUUGUUAAUCUGAUCAUUGCGGCUGGUAUUGCGGUAGAGUUUAGCGGUCAUUACGUUCGAUUUUUUGCCAAGGCGCAAGGAACGGGGGACGAGCGUGCUCGUGCUGCACUUCGCGAGUGUGCUGACCCUAGCCGACUCGCGCGUGUUUAA
Plasmopara halstedii is the source of this 3864-nucleotide messenger RNA. Its product is annotated as resistance-nodulation-cell division superfamily. Bases 1 to 3864 code for a protein of 1287 amino acids. The transcript has 4 exons. The record is from RefSeq and is a predicted model, not a curated record. Lineage: Eukaryota; Oomycota; Peronosporomycetes; Peronosporales; Peronosporaceae. Gene Ontology annotation, cellular component: membrane.